AUGCUGGCGCUGACGGGCAUGGGGUUCGACCUCAACUUUCCCGCCAACCGCCUCAAGCAGGCGUACGGCGAGGCGGCGUGUUCCGUGCUGAACUUCCUGACGGACAAGGCGCUGUCGGCGACGGGUUUCGUUUGGCGGAGGCCAGUGUACGCGGCCGAGGACGCCGUAGAGGAGGCGGAGCCGGUGGAUGACUGCGACAUGGCCGACAUCGCCGACGAGGCAGAGGUGGAGGAGGAGCAAGAGGACGAGCAGGACUUUUCCGACCUAAUCAAGGCCGAAGAGGACGACGACAUGAGGGUCAGCGACAUUCAGGCAGCCAUGCUCGAAGCCAAAGUCGACCCCGUGGAGUGGAAGCGAGAGUUGGAGCGCGUGGGUCCUAAGCUCAAGGUGCGCCAACACCCUCACCAGCACAGGGAAGAGAUUGGACAGGCAAGGCGAUGCUGUAUCGCGUUGGGCGCCACGGCGCUUGUGCUUGCGUGCAUGCAGAUGGCGGCCUCUGCUGCGGGGAAGGAAUGGCGAGGGCACGUCGAGCAGACCAAGAAGCACGAGGAGGCGAUCCAGGCCGCCUUGCCCGUGACCACGACACAGCUCGCUCUGAUAGGGACCGAGCUCCAUGACGAGCUCAAGGCCGUGGAGCUGAAGCACCAAACCACGAGCGGGUCGGUGGGAGAACUUACGGAGUCCCUUGCGGCCUUAAGCGACGAGCUCCAGGAGCUCAAGGAGAAGAUGGACUCCAAGGGGGACGCGAUGAGCGAGGCGAGCCCUUUGGUGAGCAUAAAGCAGGCGCUGCAGCAGAUCAAGGCGGAGAUCAAGACGUUCGACCUGCAAAUCGGUGUCGUGAGCCACACCCUCCUGUCCACGAAAAUACGCAGGAGCAAGGCAAACUCCCCAAAGGGAUCGAGGGGCGGUGGCACGAAUAGCAGCAGCAGGAGGACGGCAGGAAUUGGCGAAGACGACGAGGAAGACUUCGACAUGAGCGAUAGCGGCGAAGAUUGA
Molecule: messenger RNA, 996 nt
Organism: Ectocarpus sp. CCAP 1310/34
Lineage: Eukaryota; Phaeophyceae; Ectocarpales; Ectocarpaceae
Source: the annotation of a GenBank genome assembly